AUGGAACUAAUCUCUCUAAGCUUAGGUCUGUCGGCUAAUCGUCUGAAUGGAUUCUUCGAAGACCAAACUAGCUACAUGCGGCUCAACCACUAUCCAACUUGUCCCAUUCCUCACCUAGCUCUUGGGAUUGGCCGCCACAAGGAUUCCGGUGCCCUGGCCAUCCUCGCUCAAGACGAUGUUGAAGGACUCGAAGUGAAGCGAAAAACAAAUGGAGAGUGGAUUCGGGUCAAACCUAUUCAUGAUGCACAUAUUAUCAAUGUUGGUGACAUUAUUCAGAAAGAUCCGAGCAGCCAUGGCUGGCCGGAAUCUGGCAAGCACUUUGUGCUAAUUCAUGGGGCAUGCCUUGGUGAAUGGUCUUGGUAG
This is a messenger RNA of Ilex paraguariensis (yerba mate), 363 nucleotides long. Lineage: Eukaryota; Viridiplantae; Streptophyta; Magnoliopsida; Aquifoliales; Aquifoliaceae. The record is from the annotation of a GenBank genome assembly.